GGGGCGAGGUCUGGGAUCCGAACUUCCUCCCACGGUAGCUUCGGCUGCGCCUAGCCUGCGUACCCACCCUCAGCGGGGGUUUGAGACCCCGCAGGCGGGCGUGGCGGUGGGUCCAGAGCUGGAGGCCUGAAUCGGGUGGCAUUCUGGCGUGAGGCAGCGAGCUCUGCGACCCUGCGAGAUGGAUGGCGCAGAAGGCAACACGGGGCAGCCCGGCCCUGCGGAGCGGUCCCACCGAAGCAGCGUUUCCUCCGUGGGAGCCCGAGCAGCAGACGUGCUGGUGUACCUGGCUGAUGAUACCGUAGUGCCCCUGGCUGUGGAGAACCUGUCCUCCAUCAGUGCCCAUGAGCUGCACCGUGCAGUCCAGGAAGGCCUGCAGCUCCCAGAUGUGGCCUUGGAGGCCUUUGCACUCUGGCUUGUCUCCCCUCUUCUGGAGGUGCAGCUGAAACCCAAGCACCAGCCCUACAAGCUGGGCCGCCAGUGGCCGGAGCUGCUGCUGCGAUUCACCGAUGCCUCGGAUGAAGACGUGGCCAUGGAUGAGCCUUCCCUUCAGUUCCGAAGGAAUGUGUUUUUCCCAAAGCGCCGAGAGCUCCAGAUCCAUGACGAGGAGGUCUUGCGGCUGUUCUAUGAGGAAGCCAAGGGCAACGUGCUGACUGCUCGGUACCCUUGUGACCUGGAGGACUGUGAGGUGCUGGGGGCCCUCAUAUGCCGUGUGCAGCUUGGGCCCUACCAGCCUGGCCAGACUGCUGCCUGCACUCUGAGGGAGAAGUUGGACUCCUUCCUUCCUGCCCACCUCUGCAAACGAGGCCAUGGCCUCUUUGCUGCCUUCCGGGGCCGCGGGGCCAAGACUGGGCCAGGCGAGCAAGGCCUGCUGAAUGCCUACCGCCAAGUGAAGGAAGCAGCAGGCAGUGACAGUGGGCCUGAGACCACCUUGGGCUCCUACUAUCGCGCCUACCUCCUCAAGUGCCACGAGCUGCCCUUCUACGGGUGUGCCUUCUUCCAUGGUGAGAUCGACAAGCCGGCCCAGGGCUUUUUGCAUCGGGGCGGGCGCAAACCAGUUACCGUGGCCAUCAGUCUGGAGGGUGUGCAUGUCAUCGACAGCAAGGAGAAGCAUGUGCUGCUGGGUCUGUGCUUUCAGGAGCUGUCAUGGGACCACACAUCCCCCGAGGAGGAGGAGCCUGUCCUGUGGCUGGAGUUCGAUGGUGACAGUGAGGGCACACCUGUCAACAAGCUCCUGAGGAUCUACUCCAAGCAGGCUGAGCUGAUGAGUGGCCUCAUUGAGUAUUGCAUUGAGCUGAGCCAGGCCGCUGAGCCCACUCUGCCCCAGGAGAGUGCAUCUGGUCCCCAAGAAGCUCCCAGACCCUCUCCACCUCCCAUUCAGCGCCCCAAGCUGCGGAGACAGGGUAGCGUGGUGUGUAGCCGGAUUCAGCAUCUCUCCACCAUUGACUAUGUGGAAGACGGCCGGGGGAUCAAGCGAGUGAAACCAAAGCGCACCACAUCCUUCUUCAGCCGACAGCUCUCCACCAGCCAGGGCAGCUACACUGUGGUACAGCCCGCUGAUGACAGCCUGGAGCAGAGCUGAGGGAAGCCGUGCCUGACAUCUGGAUGCCCCGGACUGGAACAGGCACUGCCCUAGGCAGGACCAAGCCACCUCAGUCCCACAGGCUGUGGGCCUGGGCUGGGCUGUGCAGGGUCUGCUUUGGAAAAGUGAUGUCCGAACCUGCCCUGAACCUGACUGGGAGGAGCUGGCCUGCAGCCCUCUCUACAACCUGCCUCUUCCUGAACUCCAGGCCCAGCAGCUGCCCCUCCUGCUCAUCUCCACAUAGACUGUCUUCUCUCUGAAGGGACUGCUGGCAGUUCCAAUGGCAGGGGACUGGUCAGAGCUCAGGGCCUGCAAGUUCAGUGUUUGCCCUUGGUCUCCAGGACCGCAGUGACCUUAGCUUGUAUUCCUUCUUCUGACAUUCCACCCACACUGCCAGGACAGGCUCUGCCUUCUCUCCUGGGGUGUGUGGGACUGGAGGUCCGCUCUGCAGGUGGAGGCCUGUGUGCCUGGUCUCUGUCCUAGCGACUGGCUCCACACUCCACACAAGGAAAGCCCUGGCAAGCCCUUCCACCU
Peromyscus eremicus (cactus mouse) is the source of this 2113-nucleotide messenger RNA. RefSeq names its product FERM domain containing 8 (gene Frmd8). The transcript has 11 exons. The record is from RefSeq and is a predicted model, not a curated record. Bases 179 to 1579 code for a protein of 466 amino acids. Gene Ontology annotation, cellular component: cytoskeleton; plasma membrane. Gene Ontology annotation, biological process: negative regulation of canonical Wnt signaling pathway. Lineage: Eukaryota; Metazoa; Chordata; Mammalia; Rodentia; Cricetidae.